AUGCCAUACACAACCCUAUCUAUCGAAGAUAUCGAUAUUCCUCUUUCCGCGCUCCUCGCCCAAAGCAAUGGCAUCGAGAGAGUCAGUGGUAGUGCCAUCAUACUUGGCUUUCGUCCAAAUGAUCCGUCUACGCCCCACAUCUUACUCUGCCAGCGCUCUCCCAAUGGUAUAGAUGACGAUGGAGAGCCGAAAAAGAAUUCCUUUCCUUGGACAUGGGAGACCCCAGGUGGUGGGGCACUCCCGGAAGAUGGGACGAUUUUGGAAACCAUCGUGCGCGAGACUGCUGAGGAAACUGAAUUGGCACUCUGGGCCGCUUCGAGCCGGGUCUACCGUGUCACUUUCUUUCAGAAAGGAAAUUGGAUGGCGAAAUAUUUGGCCAUAGCGAAGACUAGCGAGAAAAUGAAGAGUCAACGUUUGUGGUCCGAUGAACAUGACGGGCCUCAUGGCUCGGAUCAGAAACCAAUCCGGCUGAGGGACGACGAGCAUCUCGACUACGUUUGGGCUACAGAAGAAUAA
This is a messenger RNA of Penicillium waksmanii, 516 nucleotides long. RefSeq names its product NUDIX hydrolase. The transcript has a single exon. The coding region runs from base 1 to 516 and encodes 171 amino acids. The record is from RefSeq and is a predicted model, not a curated record. Lineage: Eukaryota; Fungi; Ascomycota; Eurotiomycetes; Eurotiales; Aspergillaceae.